AUGUCUCUAGAAGAAACGAUUUCACCAGAGCUGCAACAAUACAUUGAUCAAGUGGUUUCAAAAUUAUCCGGCAACAGUUGGUCUUUUUUACAAGGAUUCUUUCUUGGACAGCUUACGAUCGUGUUUUUGGUUCUUGCCUUCGUUAAAUUCAUGCUAUUAGAAGAAGUUCAGAAAAAACAAAAACGUCCACUUCCUCUUCCUACACAAUCGCCACUGAAAUCGCAAGCAGCUAAUUCAUCGCCAGCUUCAGUUAUUCUAUCAAAAACUUUAUAUGAUCCGAAAUAUCACCCUCCUGAAUCUACGGAUUGGCUUAAUGUGCUUUUAGCACAAGCCAUAAAUCAGUAUAGAGAAGAUGCCAAAGCUGAUAAUCGAUUGGUUCGAUUCGUAGAUCGAAUACUAAACGAAGGCGUUAAACCCAAUUUUGUAGGAACGAUUGAAGUUACCAAACUUGACAUAGGAGAAGAAUAUCCUAUUUUCAACAAUGCCAGAAUACGGUCGACAGAAACGAUAGACCGAAUGAGAGUAGAAGUCGAUUGCGAGUUUAACGAUCAAAUCUCGCUUGGUAUUGACACCCAGAUCAUUAUCAAUUGGCCAAAACCACGUAUAGCCGUUUUACCAAUUUCAUUAGUAUUAUCUGUAGUUAAAUUCUCUGCCACGAUGGCUUUGGAAAUUGAGACGAGUUCUGAUUCAACAUUCAUUGCUGUCUCAGCACUUCCGGAUUUCAUUUUGGAGUUUGGUGUACAAUCCUUGAUCGGAUCAAGAUCGAAACUUGAAGGAGUACCUAAAAUUACACACAUGGUCACUUCUAAGUUGAGAAACAUGUUUUGUGAAAAUUUUGUAUAUCCGAACUCUAAAAAAAUCAAGAUACCAAGUUUAUGGGAAACCGAAACCUAUAAGAAUAAUAUUGCCAUUUCUGAGGAUGCUUCGAAAUCAGAAAACGGCUUAGAUGGAAUAAAUAAUCAUAUAUCUCAUGAUGAUAAUGAGAAUAACCCAGAAGGUCAGGAUGCAUAUGAACAAGAGCAUUUGAUAGUGAAAGAGAAAUCUACAUCUUCAGCAUUGAAUGGAUUAAGGAAACGAAAUAGUGUUAUUAGUGAUUACCCACUUGUUCAGGAUGACAUCUUUUUUGGUCAUGGUAUAAAGUCCUAA
Molecule: messenger RNA, 1146 nt
Organism: Acaulospora morrowiae
Lineage: Eukaryota; Fungi; Glomeromycota; Glomeromycetes; Diversisporales; Acaulosporaceae
Source: the annotation of a GenBank genome assembly